AUGUCUCAAGCCGUUUCCGGGUGGGACUGUUUGGGCGAUGCCGCACAAUUUGGCAUCAUCCUUGUUAUUGUCGCUGUUGUAUUGGCACUGGUGUACUUGUACUGGCGGCUCCAGAUCAAACCUGGCCUCCAAAGUGGCCGUGACGACAGUCAAAAUCCAGUCACCGGUCAUUGGGAACUCUCGAGACGGGAUCCUAGCAGGGUCUCCAUCACAAUCUACCGAGAGCCAAGGCAAUUGAGCGACCCAGAACCUGUUGAGACAGAUGGCCCAAUUUCACCGCCCGGAAAAGGACAAAUUGGGCAGACCCAACAGCAAGAAAACAACAUACUCGGCCAAGUGCCUCAGCAGCUUGGGAUGGCUCACACCUCAGAUAUACAUCUGGUGCCACCGCCACCUCCACCUCCUCCUGUUGUUUGGUCCGCCUCUCCAUCCUCCACGGUGCCACAGCCGCCGAUAGUUGGCCCGAUAGCCUUCGUGCAAUCAGGCCAUCCCCCGGCUACCUUUCACUCGACCCCGUUGACACUCGGCACGACCACGGUCCCAUAUCCGGCAGAUGUGCCGCCUCCCUAUUUUGGCUACGCCAACCUUCAAGGCCAGUACCCUCAGGCAGAGGUGGUACCGGUGCCCCAGCCCGCUUGCGCGCCUCCACCAGUCACACCAUCGACUCCGACAAGAAACAAGAAAGAGAAGAAUGUUCCAACCACUCCAGUUGCGGAACCCCAGAGCAAAUGGCGCCGUUGGUUUUCUCGGGGCAAAUCUCCCGCCACCGGCCAUGCCAGAACCCUAUCCGAUUCGUCUUCUCCGGGCCAGCCAGUCCAGGUCACCGUCACCUCCACCAUUUCCGACCCCAUCACCUCCGCGCAAGCCGCGCGAGACCGGCGCCAUAACACCCCCCCAUCCGAAUCCGAAUCUAGCAUCAGCUCCAGCUACCUCAACACAAGCCUCGAAGCCGUCCUAAACACCAACAACCCCCACCCCACACGCUCAACCCGCACCCGCACCCGCCCCCGCCCCCGCCCCCGCGCCUUCUCCAACCCCGAGACAACCCAGCCCCACCAUCAGCACCCAAACCGCGCCCCCCAGACCCGCAUCCGGCCCUCCGAUACCGUCCCCCUCGCCCACGACCUACACCGGCGGCAGCUCUCGGACGACAGCCGACAGCCAGGGCCCUCACAACGGCAGCGUCAGCGUCAGCGGCGCCAUCCGACGCCGAGUCCCGACCUCCAGUUCCCGAGCCCCGAGCGCCGGCGGCCGCGCGUGUCGUUUACGCUGCCUGAGGAGGAGGAGCAGGAGGGACGUGGUGGCGUGUUGGGUGCAUCGUCGUCGGCGGGAUCAUCGUCAGUGUCGUUGGGGUCGUUGGAGUCGGGGCGGAGUGUUGAGUUGAGGGGGGAGGGGAGGAGCCGGGAGCGGGAGACACGUGGGGGUGGUGGGGGCGGUAGAAGACGGGAGGAGGAGGAGGAGGAGGCGGAGGAGGAGGGCCGGCGGCCUGGGGUGGCUGACCGGGUUACGAGAGGUUUUAUCUAA
Messenger RNA from Chaetomium globosum CBS 148.51, 1524 nucleotides. RefSeq lists its product as uncharacterized. Lineage: Eukaryota; Fungi; Ascomycota; Sordariomycetes; Sordariales; Chaetomiaceae. The transcript has 3 exons. The record is from RefSeq and is a predicted model, not a curated record. Bases 1 to 1524 code for a protein of 507 amino acids.